Messenger RNA from Neodiprion virginianus, 1966 nucleotides. RefSeq names its product SET domain-containing protein SmydA-8-like. The coding region runs from base 163 to 1734 and encodes 523 amino acids. Gene Ontology annotation, molecular function: protein binding. NCBI's taxonomy places the organism in Eukaryota, Metazoa, Arthropoda, Insecta, Hymenoptera, Diprionidae. The record is from RefSeq and is a predicted model, not a curated record. The transcript has 8 exons.
ACUCGUUUUGACCAUACGUGAAUUUCAUCUUGAAACGCUUCAUUAAUUGCGCACAAAAUUUGAGAAGAACAACAGUUAAACUAUUCAAAAUCGGAUUGGAUAGUCGCAUUCCCUUGAAAGAUUCGUUUUUGGCAUCAUUGCUGCGGCAUAAAAAAAAAUAGGAUGGUGAACGACAGAGAAACGCAGGAUGCGCCUGCGCAAGUUUUUUUGAAAUAUCGAAUUGCGAAAUCUGAAAAACUUGGAAGGUACAUGAUAGCCGAGAAAGAUUUGGUUGCUGGAGAAGUAAUUCUUCGCGAAAGUCCAGUGAGUGUUGGUCCAACUGCUUUCUUCGAAGGUUCACUUUGCUUUAAUUGUCACAAACCAAUCAUGCAACCAGAGUUGAAACGUUACAAUUGUACAAAGUGUAAGGUUGCUCCACUCUGCCAACCUGCUUGCGAGCUCGUUCCAGGGUAUCACAAAAACGCCGAAUGUUCACUUUUUCGCUCAAAUCAAUUGUAUUCGUCCAAAAUCUCGGAUCAUUCGACUGUAUUGCUGCCGCUACGUCUCUGGCUUCUCAGGCAAACUGAGACAGAAUUAUGGAAACAUAUUGACCUGAUGGAAGAUCACGUGAAAGAAAGAAGGGGAACCCAUAUUUGGAGUAUUAGAGAACAGACUGUUGUUCAAGUUUUGCAUAAACUUCGAUUGGUGCCGGACGAUAGUGAAACUUCAGAAUUGAUGCAACGAAUAUGUGGGAUUUUAGACGUGAACAGUUUCGAAUUGAGGCCCUCGGGCGAAUCAGAAUUAGAAGGCCACCUUUUGAGAGGGCUUUACACAAAAGCUGCACUCAUGGCUCAUAACUGCCGAGGCAACACGCACCUCACAGUAGACGAACGCGAUGAGCUGGCAAUUUACGCCAGUGUAGACAUCAAGAAAGGGGCAACUAUUUAUUUCAAUUAUACAGGUUCUUUACUGGGCAGUGCAAAGCGGCGUGAGAAUCUUCGAGAAGGGAAAUACUUCGAGUGUGAAUGUACAUUAUGUAGGGAUCCUUUUGAGUUAAAGUCCAACUUGAGUUCAUUGAUUUGUCCUCGAUGUCGUCAGGGAUACGUUGGGAUUCAAAAUCCUUUAACGUCGAAUCCGUAUGGUCUUAAAACAAAAUGGCAAUGCGAACGAUGCAAAUCACUCCUCAGCGGCAAAAUGAUCAAGACCACGUUGAAUUUAACACGUUCUCUCAUUGAGAAUACUGAAAACUUCGAUACAAAGGCACUUGAAUCUUUGCUAACGAAAUUAUUACUCACCGUUCACACGAAUCAUUACUUAGCCUUGGAUUUGAAGGAAAAAUUACUGGUCAACUACAGAAAAGAGAUGUCAGCCAUUAACCCGCGAAAAAAGAUUUUGGAACGCAUACUGAACCUUCACAGAGAAGGUCUGGCCGUUCUCGAUAUUGUCGAACCAGGGAUUUCACGUCAAAAAGGAAUACGGCUGUACGAAAUGCAUUUGGCAACAGCAUUGAUAGCAAAAAAGAAUUACGCCGCACGUGAAAUAUCACCGUUAGAAUUGUCGUUACAAUUGAAGGAAGCUCAAAAUCUACUGCGAAAGGCGUUGUCAAAUCUACUUUUGGAACCAACUGGGACGCCCGAAGGCCGAUUAGCAAAGCUUGCCUUACAGCAAAUGAAACUUUUACGGGAAAAUAUGACCGAUGCCAACGCUCUAGCUACACCAGGACAAAAGCCGAAGACACAGACCAUGAAACACUGAUCUUUGUGUAUAGUAGAGAUAAAUUUCAAGAGAGCAAUCAGUUUUAUUCGACCAUAAUUGACAGUAUUGACGGAAGCAGGACAUAGGUUGUUAAUUGUGCUUCGAUCUAAAUGUUAUACGAAUAUACUAGAAUGUACAAUCAAUUCGCAUUUCUAAAAUUAUAUCAAAGCAUCGAAAACAGCGUGCCAAAAGUUUAACUUUCAUUUUAUAACAUUAAAUCAGUUUAGAAUAA